Molecule: messenger RNA, 390 nt
Organism: Drosophila erecta
Lineage: Eukaryota; Metazoa; Arthropoda; Insecta; Diptera; Drosophilidae
Gene: EbpII
Product: ejaculatory bulb-specific protein 2
Exons: 2
Coding region: 62-259 (65 amino acids)
Source: RefSeq, a predicted model, not a curated record
AGACUUAUUUGCUAUCAACUGGGAAAUAUUUUCAGUAAUACACUUGAGCUCAGCGUACAUCAUGAUUCGAAUUUUGGUUUUAAUGAUUACAUUCGCUUUAAUGACUGGUAGUGCUCUUUGUUCCAUCGAGCAACUUCUACGUAUCUUUGGCGGUGGAUCUGGAGGCAGUUCUACGCUAGAUAUCAACAGAGUGGUAACUGUAGUUCCACCCAUUGGCGAUCUCUCUUUUGGAUAUGGCUUUCGUCCUGGAUUCUAUUAAUUUAAUCCGCAACUAUAUUAUUUGUUUUGUGUUGAGGGCAGCUGGUUUCAUGUAAAGCGUAUUCGCUUUAUAAUAAUUAAAUAUACUAUUUAUCCAAUGCUACAAAUACAAUCAAUUUUGUCACAUUAAAA